Messenger RNA from Oryza brachyantha (malo sina), 1569 nucleotides. RefSeq lists its product as uncharacterized. The coding region runs from base 423 to 1151 and encodes 242 amino acids. Lineage: Eukaryota; Viridiplantae; Streptophyta; Magnoliopsida; Poales; Poaceae. The transcript is spliced from 2 exons. The record is from RefSeq and is a predicted model, not a curated record.
AACUCUCUCCUGUCCUGUCUCUCGUCUCAUCUUCACUGAAGCUGGGGGUGACAGAUCGGGUGGCGGCUGGCUCGGGGACGGCUGGUUGCGGCGGCCUCUCCCCAGCACGGGAGACGGCGGCGACGGUCCCCAGCACAGGCGGCGGCUAGGGCGGCCUCUCCCUAGCCCUGGCGGCGGUCCCAGUCCCCAGCCCGAGCGGGGGCGGCCUCUUGUGACAUUCCGUUGGGCGGCGCCGGCGCCGGCCUCCCCCAUCCCAGGCAGCUGCGGCUCCCCAACUGGGGGCUACGGCGCUGGGGGCUAGCUCGUGCGACCACGGCUCCGGCUCCCCACCGUGCGACCCCGGCUCCGGCUCACCAGCCCUACAGCGGCGUCUCUAGCUCCCCUAGGUUUUAAUCUGCAAGUCACAGGACACAUUACUCCCAAUGGACCAAGGGGUGGAUAAAAAUGUUGUUGAAAAUUCACUAGUUUCAAACUGUGAUUUCCCUGUUGUAAAAAAGAUGGAGAAGUGUGUGGGUGAAGAAGCUUCUGUCCAAGCUCCCUUGGAAAAUAAGGAGGAUGCAAAAUCCCUUGGCAUAGUAUGUGAUCAUGAAAAUAACAAGAGUGGUGUUGCUGAGGCCAUUACCUCACCAAAGCAUGAAGCAAUUGAAUCUUCUAUCUCUAUAAAGGUUGCAGAUGAAAAUCCUUCAUAUGGAUGUCAGACACCUUGUGAAAGCAUCUUUGAUCCUUUUGCACCAGGAGCAGAGGAGGUAGCUUGUGCACCAAAGAAGAAGGUGAUCAGGGCACCAGAGCUUCCUUCAAGAAGGCAGCUAAGUUUUGAUUCAGGUGAUUACCCUGUUAAAAGGUUGAGUUAUGAAUUUGAUGAUUGCGAGGAGGAUGAUCAGUUUCUUGAACGGAUCUGCAAGAUGUUUAUUGAUCUUAUUAUCUCAAAUCAAGUGCUAGAGACAAAUGGGAAGGAUCUGGUAGAUUCUAGUUCACCUGGAAGCUGUGAAACCCCUUCAUUAGAACCUCUACUUACAGGCAUCACAGAUGCUUGCCCAGAUGCGCCACUGAGACGAUCUCUUAAAGUGGUGCAGCUUAGCCCAAGCAUUUGUCGAAAGCUUGACUUUGAUUCGGUGAGUCCAAGGUGUUUACUCGCUAAAGAGAAUAAGUGAUAGGCCUGCCUAUCAUGACACCCUGAAGAUCUGCCCGGGAACAACAUUUUGGGGCAGUUUUUGGCUACCAAUUCAGUUGCCCUGUGCCAAUAUGGUUAACUUUGCUAACUGAACAUGUAGGUAGUAAUGCAAAAGAAUUAGGAGACAGUUUAAGUUAUACAUGUAGCUUUUGUCAGUCUUCCUUUUAGCUGGGUUAGUUUAAGUUAUACUAUUAGAGUUGUGGUAUUUGACCAUGUACCUUUGUAAGUCUGAAAUGAGUAGAUGUCUGGUUGUACUAGUGAAUCUGUUGCAUUUUCAUCAUGGUUAAUUAUUCCUGUCUGGGUCGUCUGGAUGUUGCUCAUAUGGAUCAGUUGCCUUUUCUGUUUAUAUGAACUGGGAGAUGAUGUGCUUAAAUAUUUCAACCAUGUGGUGAACAAAU